This is a messenger RNA of Eremothecium gossypii ATCC 10895, 432 nucleotides long. RefSeq names its product 40S ribosomal protein uS9. Gene Ontology annotation, molecular function: structural constituent of ribosome; RNA binding. Gene Ontology annotation, biological process: translation; maturation of SSU-rRNA from tricistronic rRNA transcript (SSU-rRNA, 5.8S rRNA, LSU-rRNA). The record is from RefSeq and is marked provisional. NCBI's taxonomy places the organism in Eukaryota, Fungi, Ascomycota, Saccharomycetes, Saccharomycetales, Saccharomycetaceae. The transcript is spliced from 2 exons. Bases 1 to 432 code for a protein of 143 amino acids. Gene Ontology annotation, cellular component: cytosolic small ribosomal subunit; ribosome.
AUGUCUGCUGUCCCAAGUGUUCAAACUUUCGGUAAGAAGAAGUCUGCUACCGCCGUCGCCCACGUCAAGGCCGGCAAGGGCUUGAUUAAGGUCAACGGUUCCCCCAUCACCUUGGUGCAGCCAGAGAUCUUGAGAUUCAAGGUCUACGAGCCUUUGCUAUUGGUUGGCUUGGACAAGUUUGCCAACAUCGACAUCAGAGUCAGAGUUACCGGUGGUGGUCACGUUUCCCAGGUUUACGCCAUCAGACAGGCCAUUGCCAAGGGUUUGGUCGCCUACCACCAAAAGUUCGUUGACGAGCAGUCCAAGAACGAGCUAAAGAAGGCUUUCACCUCUUACGACAGAACCUUGUUGAUUGCGGACUCCAGAAGACCAGAGCCUAAGAAGUUCGGUGGUAGAGGUGCUCGUGCUAGAUUCCAGAAGUCUUACCGUUAA